AUGAAGCACAACAGAGCAAACAAGCGGUCGGAUCAACUUUGCCAAGACAUAAUGACUAAUGAAGAUGCAAAAUCAAUAGGCUUCCUCGACCAUGUUCGUCAUUGUGAUGUUGCAAAGCUGCUGAUCAACCACACAGUCAUGGGUUCGAAUCCUACGGGUUCGUCUGGAAGAAAUGCCUGGAGGGCGGUCGUUGGGAAGGAGAGGGAGAAGUGGGCUGGACCAACUACACAACCUGUUAUGGCCCAGAGAUGCUUCAACUUUAUCGGAAAUUGUAUUCUGGGUCAUCACCUGAGAGUUUUAAGAAACAAUAGGACUAAAAUCCAUAAGAACCUAUUCAUCGCAAUGGUGGCCCAAGUAGUGAUACGCCUUACACUCUAUAUUGAUCAAGCUAUUAUCAGAUCGAAAACAACCAAAACGCAGGGAAUUGAUAAUACACCAAUUCUUUGCGAAGCAUCGUAUGUCCUAUUAGAAUAUGCCAGAACUGCUAUGUUUAUGUGGAUGUUCAUUGAGGGUCUGUACCUACACAACGUGGUCACAGUAAGAGUUUUUCAAGAAACCUUCAGAUACAGACUAUACAAUUGUGUUGGAUGGGGUCUGCCUCUAGUAAUGACAACUGCCUGGGCAGCUUCCAUAGCCUCCAAAAUGAAAACUAAGUGUUGGUGGGGUUAUAAUCUUACCCCUUACUUUUGGAUACUAGAGGGACCACGUUUUGCAGUAAUUUUGCUGAAUUUUUUGUUCCUAUUGAACAUUAUACGUGUACUCAUAGUAAAAUUAAGAGAAAGCCACACAAGUGAAGUAGAACGAGUAAGAAAAGCGGUUCGUGCAGCUGUGGUGCUUCUGCCCUUACUUGGCAUCACUAAUAUUGUCAAUAUGAUGGAAGCUCCUCUGGAUCGACAGGUGUGGGAAUUCGCUGUAUGGUCAUACACAACCCACUUUCUCACCUCCUUUCAAGGGCUUUUUGUUGCCGUCCUUUAUUGUUUCCUUAAUGGAGAGGUGAGAACUGCUAUAAGAAAAAGUAUCUAUACAUAUUUAUCCCUAAGACCACACCAGUUCACUCCUAGAAGAAAUUCUGCUUAUGUUAGUGUUGGUAGCACCCGGCCACCAGAACCUCAACCAGAAACUAGAGUCUGACCAAUGUGAAGAGCUGUUGUGUUGGGCAAUAUUAUUUGUCUAAAUUGAAAUAGAGUACAGAGAUAUAUUUAUAUUUUAUGGUUUAUUUUCAUUAAUUAAUUAAGAAUAAAUUGAGUUGUAAAUUUGUAUAAAUAAAUAAAAUUAUGAAUGAUGGGGAAGUAAGGUUUGUUAUUUUUGUAUCUUUAAAAAGUAUGAUGUAACUUAAUAGAGAUUAAGAACAUUAUGGUGAUUAAAAUUAUUGUAAUGUUUAAUGUAUUAUACAUUUAAUAAUACAUGAGUAUAUUGUGAUGAGU
Messenger RNA from Nezara viridula (southern green stink bug), 1424 nucleotides. The record is from the annotation of a GenBank genome assembly. Lineage: Eukaryota; Metazoa; Arthropoda; Insecta; Hemiptera; Pentatomidae.